Messenger RNA from Iphiclides podalirius (scarce swallowtail), 498 nucleotides. The record is from the annotation of a GenBank genome assembly. NCBI's taxonomy places the organism in Eukaryota, Metazoa, Arthropoda, Insecta, Lepidoptera, Papilionidae.
AUGUCGCACACGGUAACCAUUACGAGGACAACUACCACGUCCACUGGCCACGCGCUAUUCGUCCACAGCGGUUACUUGGGCACACUGCCGGGCCUACUCAAACUCGCUCAGCUGCUGCUGGGAGCGGCGUGUGUGGGAGUCGUUGGAUAUUACCUGGAGCCCGGUUUUUACCGCUCCGGUGGUCAAAAACCCGAGCUUUUCUACCUGCUGGUUUCGGUGUCAUGUCUCAUCGGCACGUUUUGUCUUCUCACCUCAUGUUUAGUGUCGCUAUCCACCGCUCAAUUAAUAUCCAAAAGUGUUUUUGAAGUGAUACAUCAUGGCGUGGCAUUCAUACUAUAUUUAGCAGCAGGACUUACCCUUAUUAUUGAAGUAAAUCAUCAGAAAAGCAGUUAUCGUAAUGAUUAUGAGCCGUAUUUAGCAGCUGCGGUUAUGGGUCUAGUCAUGGCAGGGCUGUAUCUUCUAAGUACUUUCUUAGCAAACCGUUCCUACCGUGGAUUC